AUGUCGACCACGGCUUACGCCAGCUCGUCGACCUUUGCGCCUGUCACCCUCGCCGACGGUGCCACCGUUCCUGGCGUCGGAUUCGGCGUGGGAACCGCCCACUUCGGCAACGACGGUCCAGAGCUCGUCGAGACGAUCAAGACGGCGCUCAAGGUCGGCUUCCGUCACUUGGACGGCGCCGAGAGCUACAAGAACGAGGAGUCGCUCGGCAAGGCCAUCGCCGAGGGCGGUGUUCCUCGCGAGGAGCUGUACGUGACGACCAAGUGCGGCGCCGGGCUCAAGGACAUCCCGUCCUCGUUCGACGGCUCGCUCAAGAAGCUCGGCCUCGCGCACGUCGACCUGUACCUCAUCCACUGGCCGCAAGACUUCCCCAAGCCGGGCUACCCGACGAUCGAGCAGGCGUGGAAGCAGCUCGAGGCGAUUCGCGACUCGGGCCGGGCCAAGAGCAUCGGCGUGAGCAACUUUCGCGUGCGCGACCUCGAGAAGAUCCUCGCCAUUCCCGACCUCAAGCACCGGCCGGCGGUCAACCAGAUCGAGUUCCACCCGUUCAUGUACACGGCCGGCGAGGAGCUCUACCAGUUCUGCAAGAAGCACGAUAUCGUCAUUGAGGCGUACGGUCCCACCUCGCCGGCGUUCCGGUUCGACGGCAACCGCGGCGAGUUCGACGGCGUGCUCGCCAAGGUGACCAAGGCGGUCGCCGCUCGCGCCGGGCGGGACAAGGUCGAGCCGAGCCAGGUCCUCCUCCGCCUCGCCGCACAGCGCGGCACUAUCGUCAUCACGACGUCGGGCAAGGACUGGCGCAUGAAGGAGCAGCUCGCGGCGGGCGCGCUCCCCGAGUUGACCCAGGACGAGAUCGACGAGCUCGUCAAGGCGGCCAAGCCGGCGCCGCAACGGGCUUUCAUGAAGCACAUGGACGACAUCGAGACCGAGUUCUGAGCAAGUAGAACUAUGUGCAACUCGAAGAUUCAGCCGUG
Molecule: messenger RNA, 974 nt
Organism: Rhodotorula graminis WP1
Lineage: Eukaryota; Fungi; Basidiomycota; Microbotryomycetes; Sporidiobolales; Sporidiobolaceae
Exons: 4
Coding region: 1-936 (311 amino acids)
Cellular component (GO): cytosol
Molecular function (GO): oxidoreductase activity, acting on NAD(P)H as acceptor; aldose reductase (NADPH) activity
Source: RefSeq, a predicted model, not a curated record